AUGAAUAAUAGCAUGUGCAGUCUAGUGUUAGAUGAGGAGAUUAAGGAGGCUGCUUUCCAAUUGGGAGCAAGCAAGGCACUGGGUUUUGAUGGUUUUUCCGGAAUAUUCUACAAUAAUUAUUGGGAAAUUAGCAGAGAGGAUUUGUGCAAGAUGGCAAAAGCCUUUUUCCAAGGAGAAUUUUUGGUGCAUUGCUUAAACAUGAUAGAGAUUGCUUUAAUUCCCAAGGUCCCAAACCCAGAAGCUGUCACGCAAUUCCGGCCUAUAGCCUUAUGUAACUUCACAUAUAAGAUCAUCUCAAAGAUUCUUGCUAACCGCUUGAAGCCAAUGCUUGCAGAGAUCAUAUCCCCUCAGUAG
Molecule: messenger RNA, 354 nt
Organism: Prunus armeniaca (apricot)
Lineage: Eukaryota; Viridiplantae; Streptophyta; Magnoliopsida; Rosales; Rosaceae
Source: the annotation of a GenBank genome assembly